This is a messenger RNA of Prorocentrum cordatum, 1098 nucleotides long. The record is from the annotation of a GenBank genome assembly. NCBI's taxonomy places the organism in Eukaryota, Dinophyceae, Prorocentrales, Prorocentraceae.
AUGGCAGACGAUGAUGACGAUGCGGACAAGGGACUGGCUGGCCUGAGCCCGGAGUUUCAGGCGAUGGUUGGUGGCAUGGCCGGCCACACGGCCAGUUUCGCGAAGCUGUUGGAGAAGCGGGCCGCCAAGGUGUCAAAGGAGGCCGGGAAGAAGAAGGACGACGAGGAGUUCUUCGAGUCUUACGCCGACCUCGCCAUCCACGAGGAGAUGUUGAACGACCGCCCCCGCUGCGAGGCGUACCGCGAGGCCAUCAAGUUCCACCAGGCGGACUGGGCAGAGAGGGGCAACGUUCGCGUGAUCGACGUGGGGUCAGGCACGGGGCUCUUGGCCGUGCUGUGCGCCCGCGCGAACGCGCACCACGUCAUCGCCGUGGAGGCUUCCCGCCUGGCACACUUCGCGAGGCAGGUGGUGGAGACCAACACCGCCCCCGGGGCCGUGGAGGUGCGCGAGUGCCGCGCGGAGGAGCUGGCCCUGGAGGACGACGCGAAGGUGGACAACAUGCUCCCCUCCGUGCUGGCGGUGCGAGACAGGUGCCUGAGGCAGGGCGGACUGAUGCUGCCGUCGCGCUGCCGUCUGCUCGUCGCACCCCUGGAGGACCCGGCCUGGCGAGCGGCGCGCCUGGGCUUCUGGGGCGACGUGCAGGGGGUUGACAUGUCCUGCCUGCUGCCGCUGGCCACGGCCACCGCCUGCGAGAAGCCGCACCACCGCCUGGUCCCCGCCGACGGCCUGCUGGCGGGGGCGACCGAGGUGCUGAGCCUGGACCUGUCCACGGUCGGGGACGGGGACCUGCGGCGGUUCGAGGCCGCCCUCCGCUUCGAGUUGCCGGCCGGGCGGCGGCUGGACGGCUUCGCCAGCUGGUUCGAGUGCGAGUUCGGCGCGGCCGGCUGGCUGCUCUCGACGUCGCCGUCGCGCGAGCCGACGCACUGGAGGCAGACGGCGUUCUACCUCCGCGAGCCCAUCGAGGGCGGCGGGGGCGCAUCCGUGGAGGGCUCCGUCCGGAUCGAGCGCGACGAGUCCUACAGCCGGGGCUACCGCGUGACGUUUGACAUAGGCGCAGCCGGGCGCAAGCGGCGCGUGGAGUCCUACAAGCUCGGCUGA